GUGGGCAUUGAGGCCGCCUGAGAGGGUCGUUCUGCAAGUAUUAGCAGCCUGCGGUUUUAUUCUGUAAAACCGGUCUAUAUGACGUGCUCUUCGACUGCACGGGAGUGGCGGAGUGGCCAGAGUGCUCUUUUGUUAUGCGAGUGCGAUUCCGUGCAAAGGUAUUUGAGAUGAUGCUCUAUUGUUGGGAGUUCUGAGGAAUCCGCAAUGAGGUGCCAUAUGACCAGGAAGAAGAGAAAUCAAGUGAAACAAAGACGAGGAGAUUCUUCGGAUACACUUGGCUAGCUUACGCUGAUCCAGAAGUGACAAAGCAGAGCACUCCAGUCAAUGGCUAACUUCUAAAGUCAAAAGAAAAUGAUGCAGGCCCAGGAAUCCCUGACCUUGGACGAUGUGGCUGUGGUAUUCUCCUGGGAGGAGUGGCAGCUCCUGAGCCAUGCUCAGAAGGACCUGUACUGGGAUGUGAUGCUGGAGACCUGCAAGAGCUUGGUGUCAAUGGGGUAUCUAACCAGGAAAUCAGAUGUAUGCUCCCAAUUAGACCCAGGAGUACCAUGGACAAUAGAAGAUGAAAUCCAUAAUCUAAUCUGUCCAGAAAUCAGAGAAGUUGGUGAUCCUCUGCAACAUCACUUGAAAGAUAGAACCAUUCACAAAAGCAUUGAACAAUGCUACAAACAUAGAAAUUUCAGAAAUAUUCUUAAUCAGAGCAAAGAUCAUCCACCAUUGAAGCAAAACUGCAGUGGGUUUGACUUCUGUGAAAAAUCUUUGAACUCAAAUUUAAGUUUUGAAAACCAGAGCAGAAACUGUGAUAUAAAGAACUCUGCUGAGCUAAGUGGGAAUGACCAAUCCCUUAAUGUACAUCAGAAAAAUCUUACAGGAGAGAAACAUUAUACGUGUACUGAAUGUGAAAAGGCUUUCUCUAGAAAGUAUCUACUCGUUUAUCAUCAACGAACUCACACAGGAGAGAAACCCCAUGGAUGUGAUGUAUGUGGGAAAGCCUUCUCUACAAAGUCCAGUCUCACUGCACAUCACAAAACUCAUACCGGAGAGAAACCUUAUAUAUGUAGUGAAUGUGGAAAAGGCUUUAUUGAGAAGAGGCGUCUUGUUGCUCAUCAUCGAAUUCAUACUGGGGAGAAACCAUUUAUAUGCAGUAAAUGUGGGAAAGGCUUCACACUGAAGAACAGUCUUAAUACUCAUCAGCUGACUCAUACAGGAGAGAAACUGCAUAUAUGCAAUGAAUGUGGAAAAGCCUUCUCUACGAAGUUCAGUCUUGUGGCACAUCAGAAAACUCACAGAAUAGAGAAACCUUAUGUAUGCAGUGAAUGUGGAAAAGGCUUUAUUGAGAAGAGACGUCUUCUUGGACAUUAUAGAACUCAUACUGGUGAGAAACCCUUCAUAUGCAGUAAGUGUGGGAAAGGCUUCACAUUAAAGAAUAGUCUUAUUACACAUCAGCGAAUACAUUCUGAAGAGAAACCAUUUAUAUGUACUUAUUGUCAAAAAAAGUUUAUCAUGAAGAGUGAUCUAAUUGCCCAUCAGCGAACUCACACUGGGGAGAAACCAUACACAUGCAAUGAGUGUGGAAAAAGCUUUGCCUUGAAAAGCCACCUAGUUGUACAUCAGCGAAUUCACACAGGAGAAAAACCCUAUGUAUGCAACGAAUGUGGAAAAGGCUUUCCAACAAAGGUACAACUUAUGAUACAUCAGCAAACUCAUACUGGAAAUAAACCAUAUAUAUGCAGUGAGUGUGGAAAAGGCUUUGCUUUAAAGAACCGCCUCAUUGUCCAUCAGCGAACUCACACAGGAGAGAAACCUUAUGUAUGCAAUGAAUGUGGAAAAGGAUUCCCAACAAAGAUACGGCUGAUAAUACAUCAACGGACCCAUACAGGAGAAAAACCUUAUAAAUGCAACAAAUGUGAAAAGAGCUUUCCUGAGAAGAGUCAACUCAAUGUGCAUCAACGUACUCACACAGGAGAGAAACCCUAUGUAUGUAGUGAAUGUGGUAAAGGCUUAAGUGAAAAAAAAAUGCUCAUUGCACAUCAGCGAGCUCAUAAUGGUGAAAAGCCAUACAUUUGCAAUGAAUGUGGGAAGGGCUUCACAAUGAAAAGUACACUAAGUAUACAUCAGCAAACUCAUAUUGGGGAGAAGCCAUACAAAUGUAAUGAAUGUGGUAAAGUCUUUGAGAAAAAGACACCGCUCAUAGUACAUCAGAGAUUUCACUCAGGAAAGACUUCCUUUGCAUGUUCUGAAUGUGGAAAAUGCUUCUUGCGCAAAAAUGAUCUCAUUACCCAUCAGAGAAUUCACACAGGAGAGAAACCAUAUGAGUGCAAUGAGUGUGGGAAAGCCUUCACUACAAAGUCUUGGCUCAAUGUUCAUCAAAGAAAACAUACAGGAGAGAGGCCUUAUGGAUGUAGUGAUUGUGGGAAAGCCUUUGCCCACUUAUCAACCCUUGUUAAGCACAAGAGAAUUCAUAGUUAGUCAACAAUCCUCUUGUUAUUUGUCCUUGAGUAUUAGUAUCUACCCAAAACAUUAAUGUGUAUAGAAUUUAUAUUGGUGUAUUCACAGAUAAAUGAUCUAUUUUUCUCUGUCAAAGGAAUAAUACUAUGACUGAUGUAGAUAGUAUUGAGGGAUUUCAAAAAAUUAUAUAUCUUAUAUAUCUUAAAAAGUAUAUGUUUAAAAAAACACAUGAAUGUGACAGACUAGCAAAGCCUUCAUUAGUAAGAACGGCACUGUCAAAUAAUCAUAGAUUUGGAGCAACUACCAGUUGACAAAAACAUAAUUUUAAGAAAGUAUUAGCUUGUAAAUUAAUGCCUCUAUUGAUUUAGAAUUCACACUAAAGCAAUCCUUUCCUGUAGCAGGGCUUGCAGAAAUAUAUUGCCUCAUCAUUUUUCAGAAAAUCCAUCAGUACUUAUGAUCACUGGAAGAUAUAGUACAGUGGUAAAGCAUUUAGCCAGUGUGUAGGAGAGGUCAUAAUUAAUCCCUAGUCGCUGAAAACAACAAGAAACAUCAUUUAUGAACAUAUUUAAUGUGGAUGACUUAGAAAAAAUAUUGGAGAUAUUAAUGAAGAAAUGAUGCCUUGAGAAAAAUGACAAGUAGUAUAUCUUUAGGCUAUAAUUGAGCAGAGAGAUGGCUUAGUGGUUUAGAGCACUUGCUGUUCUUCUAGUGAAUCCAAGUUUAGUGCCAGCACUCCCCUGCCCCCCAAUCAGGAGGCUCAUAACUGCCUGAAACUCAAGAUUCAGAAGAUCUGAUAUGCUCUUCUGGCCUUCAGGAGCAUACACACACACUCACAAACACACAAAAAAAAAAUUUAAAUAUAUACCUAAUGUGCAUUUGGGAGCAGAAUACCUUGUUUGACUUUUUGUUUGCCUUGUCUUUAAUUUGGUAAAAUUUUAAGUUAACAGUUUCUUCUACCAGAGAUUUAAGUUUGAAAAUUUACAAUGUAGCGUGGUCUUUGCAUGUAUCAUUUUACUAACUUGUAUAUCUUUUAUUCUAAUUUAUUCCAAAAUGCUUAAAAUAUUUUAAAAUGAUAUGACAUACUGAGAACUAUUUACCAGUGUGUGGCUAGCAUUAAGUUUAGGCAGUCAGAAUAAUACAUAAUUUUAACAUAAAUUUCUUUUCUGAGAUAAAUUUAGACUCAGAGUGUUAUGACAGUAAGUUCCCAAAUUCUCAGAAACUCACAAAGUGAGCGUAUAUAAUCAUAGUUCAUUUUCAGAUAUGGGAAAGGGAAAUUAUUACACAAUUUAUAAGUAAAUCACUGAAGGACAGGAGAAUUUCGAGUUUUUUGCUACAACAAAUAAAAACGUUAUGAAUUUUCUUGAUCGAAGCCUCUGUACAGUCUCAUUGUUUCAGUUUUCAAAGCUAAUUAUCAAAGAGUGUGUUUAGUGGGCUGUGGUAAGUGUAUGCUUAAUUUUAUGUGAAACUGGUAGCUUUUCCCCCAGUAUGUAUUCUAUUUCCAUUACCCAACAGCAAUGCAUGAAAAUCCCAAUCAAUUCAGUCUUGCACUCACUCACUACCAUCAGUAUACUAUGUGUGUGAUAGUGCUUGUUUGCUGCCUAACUACUUUCCACAAAUUGCUUUACUCAAAUCUGUCCAUUUCUCAAUUGGAAUAUGUAUGUCUUAGUAUAGGAUUUACAGUAUACUUUGCAUAUGCUGAAUAGACAUGUUGUUGAACAGUGAUUUGCAGAUAUUUUUCCCUGCAAAUGGCUUAUUUUUUCCUUGUAAGAAAAUAUGUCAAUUAUGAAGUCCAACUUACCGCUUUUUAUUCUUAUAUUGCUUGUGAUUUUUGUGUUAUAUAAAUAUUUCUUGUCUGAAGUAUAGUAUUACUUUAUCCCAGAAAAGAUAAAAAGAUAUAUUUUUCUUUUGAACCAUGCCUAGUGGUACAAGCCUUUAAUCCCUCCUACUUGAGAGGCUGAGCCAAGAGGAUCACAAGUUCUUUCUUAGAAGACACAGUCCACUGCUUUCAUUAUUACAGGUUUCAAACUUAGUUGUUGAUGAUGAUGAUGAUUAUUAAUAUUAUUAAAUUCUAAAUUAUUCACACAAUAUACUUUGUUCAUGUAUUUUUCUCCCUCAAGUCCUACUCUCAACUUCAUGAUCUCUCUCUCAAAAAACCCACAAACACAAAUAGAAAGACACCAAAAAAAGACACCUUUUUCAUGGUUAUACAUAUGAAAAAAGAGAGAACAAAACAAAACAGAAAUGCUGUGGAUAGGGUAGCUUAGUCCAUGAAAGAGAACUCAAAUUCUGGAAUGCAAACUUUUAGACCAGAAGGCUGUGAACCCUUAUAGCAUUUGAGAAGCCCUAAGGAUGCAGAGUAUCCACAGUGCUGAGAUUUUAUUCAAGGCAAUUGCUUCAAAAGAUAUUAUACUAUCCAUAAACCCUGUUUACCAGAAAUUAGAAGGUUUUGCUUAAUAGAUCAUUAGAACAAAGACAAGAAAGUAUGACCCCCCCAAAAAAAGGGGGGGGGGAAUGUAGCAACCCUUUAUGUUAGAAAUAACAAUCACAUCACCUUAAAUUGGGAACGUCUUUAUUAUGGAUAAUUUCCCUCUAUUCUUAGUGUGCCAAAUGUCACAAUGCUCUUACAUACAGAAUGCAUUUUUUCCCCUCAGGCAAGGCUCUUAACAAAACCUAAAAAAAGAAAAACAAAAGCACACAUGAGCACGCGCGUGCACACACACAGACACAAACACUAUAGAAAGUAGGCUUUUUAUUGGCCAAAUACUCCUGAGCAUGGGGCCUUGCUCUAGAGUGGUUGACAUAUCCAGUGCCACUCCAAUGGAAAAACAAGACAAACAACAA
Molecule: messenger RNA, 5283 nt
Organism: Peromyscus maniculatus bairdii (prairie deer mouse)
Lineage: Eukaryota; Metazoa; Chordata; Mammalia; Rodentia; Cricetidae
Source: RefSeq, a predicted model, not a curated record